Messenger RNA from Pipistrellus nathusii (Nathusius's pipistrelle), 2235 nucleotides. Lineage: Eukaryota; Metazoa; Chordata; Mammalia; Chiroptera; Vespertilionidae. The record is from the annotation of a GenBank genome assembly.
AUGCCCGAGGACCAGGCUGGCACAGCCAUGGAGGAGGCAUCUCCCUAUUCCUUACUCGAUAUCUGCUUGAAUUUCCUGACUACACAUCUUGAGAAGUUCUGUUCAGCAAGACAAGAUGGAACAUUGUGUUUGCAAGAACCUGGAGUAUUCCCACAGGAAGUGGCUGAUCGACUGCUUCAGACCAUGGCCUUUCAUGGUCUCCUGAAUGACGGAACUGUAGGUAUUUUUAGGGGCAACCAGAUGCGCUUAAAGAGAGCUUGCAUUCGCAAAGCCAAGAUCUCUGCUGUUGCUUUUCGCAAAGCCUUCUGCCAUCACAAGUUAGUGGAACUUGACGCGACAGGUGUGAAUGCUGACAUCACGAUCACAGACAUCAUCAGCGGGCUUGGCAGCAAUAAAUGGAUCCAGCAAAAUCUCCAGUGCCUGGUGCUGAAUUCAUUAACUCUGUCCCUUGAAGAUCCUUAUGAGCGGUGCUUCAACCAGCUUUCUGGCCUUCGAGCAUUAAGCAUCACCAACGUUCAAUUUUACAAUGAAGACCUGGCUGAAGUUGCCUCAUUGCCAAGAUUAGAGAGCCUGGACAUUUCUAACACCUCCAUCACAGACAUCACGUUUCUGCUGGCCUGCAAGGACCGACUCAAGUCUCUAACCAUGCAUCACUUAAAAUGUUUAAAAAUGACAACUACUCAGAUACUAGAUGUUGUUCGAGAACUAAAAUACCUGAAUCAUCUUGAUAUAUCAGAUGAUAAACAAUUUACAUCAGACAUAGCUCUUCGAUUAUUAGAACAAAAAGAUAUCCUACCCAACCUGGUCUCCCUGGACGUUUCUGGGAGAAAGCACGUGACAGAUAAAGCCGUUGAAGCCUUUAUACAACAACGGCCCAGCAUGCAGUUCGUAGGUUUGCUGGCCACCGAUGCUGGUUACUCUGAAUUCCUCACAGGCGAAGGGCAUUUGAAGGUGUCUGGAGAAGCCAACGAAACUCAGAUUGCAGAAGCAUUGAAGCGGUAUAGCGAACGAGCAUUCUUUGUCCGGGAAGCUCUGUUUCAUCUUUUUAGUCUGACUCAUGUGAUGGAAAAAACAAAGCCAGAAAUUUUAAAGCUUGUGGUCACUGGGAUGAGAAACCACCCUAUGAAUUUACCAGUGCAACUUGCUGCAAGCGCCUGUGUAUUUAAUCUAACCAAGCAGGAUCUUGCUGUAGGAAUGCCUGUCCGACUCCUGGCUGAUGUGACCCACUUGCUGCUGAAAGCUAUGGAACAUUUUCCUAAUCACCAGCAGUUGCAGAAGAAUUGCCUCCUUUCACUUUGCAGUGACCGGAUCCUUCAAGAUGUUCCAUUUAACAGGUUUGAAGCAGCUAAGCUUGUCAUGCAGUGGCUCUGCAACCAUGAGGAUCAAAACAUGCAAAGGAUGGCAGUUGCUAUCAUUUCCAUUCUGGCUGCCAAGCUUUCCACAGAACAAACUGCACAGCUUGGUGCUGAGCUCUUCAUUGUGAGGCAACUUCUUCAAAUAGUGAAGCAGAAAACCAAUCAAAAUUCGGUGGAUACCACUUUGAAAUUUACUUUGAGUGCACUUUGGAACCUCACAGAUGAAUCUCCAACCACUUGCAGACACUUUAUUGAAAACCAAGGGUUAGAACUCUUCAUGAGGGUUCUAGAGUCUUUUCCAACUGAGUCAUCCAUUCAACAGAAAGUUCUAGGACUUUUGAACAAUAUAGCUGAAGUACAAGAAUUGCAUUCUGAAUUAAUGUGGAAGGAUUUUAUAGACCACAUCAGUAGUCUCCUACAUAGUGUGGAAGUGGAAGUCAGUUACUUUGCAGCAGGAAUUAUUGCCCAUUUAAUAUCUAGAGGUGAACAAGCUUGGACACUGAGCCGUAGCCAGAGGAAUUCUCUUCUGGAUGAUCUGCAUUCAGCUAUUUUGAAAUGGCCAACUCCAGAGUGUGAGAUGGUAGCAUACAGGUCUUUUAAUCCAUUUUUCCCAUUACUUGGCUGUUUCACAACACCAGGAGUCCAGCUAUGGGCAGUUUGGGCCAUGCAACAUGUCUGCAGCAAGAAUCCCUCAAGGUAUUGCAGCAUGUUGAUUGAAGAAGGAGGAUUGCAGCAUUUAUACAACAUCAAAGAACAUGAACAGACUGACCCCCACGUCCAGCAGAUUGCUGUGGCCAUCCUGGACACUUUAGAAAAACACAUUGUACGCCAUGGGAGACCGCCUCCCUGUAAAAAACAAGCCCAGGCCAGACUGAAUUGA